AUGACACUUGAAACUACCACCAUUCAUACUAUAGCACAUGCUUCUUCUCAAAUUCUGUCAGCUUUAAAGCAAAUUUUGGAUCUAACUCCAAACUUUGAAGAACUUCAGAAAAUUGACAAAAACCCGGAUACAUCAAACGAAAUAAGAGGCCGCAUUAAUAACGGUAAUUUUCAGCUUGCAGUGAUGUUGAAAUCAUUAUAUCAAAAGAAUAAGCUUCCAAUUCUAAAUGAAAUCUUAGAUCCCAAGCUUGCCAGUAGGCUAUCCCUUGAUUACAUCAAGCGGUUCGAUGCCAAAGCCAAUUCAACAUUACAAACAAAGGCCUCUGAGAAUGUUGAUCCUGAGAAGGAUGUUUACAAAUUCAUUGAGAAAAAUAGUAAGCAUUAUCCUCCCUCAAUCCCACCCAUUAGAAAUCAUUCAUUGGAGGUGAAAGUAUUCACACAUAAAUCGUUAUCAAGAGCAGAUGCUUCACAAGACGAAAAGAUUAGUUUCACUAAUGAGAGGCUUGAAUUUCAAGGUGAUUCUGUGUUAAAUUUUAUAAUGACUGAUAUUAUUUGCGAAUGGUUUCCAAGCUAUGACCAAGGUCAGUUAUCUUCAUUAAGACAAUCGCUCAUUAAAAAUGACCGAUUGGUGGAAUGGUCAAAAUUAUACAGACUCGAGAAAAAGUUAUGUACCUCAAAAGUGUUAAAUAUCAAUGUGUCAGGAGAUGAAAUGGCUAAACGUUAUGCCGAUGUGUUUGAAGCGUAUGUUGGUGCGUUGUGGGAAGAAAACCAGUCAUCGAGUUUCCACACCAUAAAGCAAUGGCUCAAGAUGUUGGCCAUUCCUGUGAUCAAGAACCAUUUAAAAACUUCAGGCGUACCAGCAGUUUUGAAUUCUGCGAAUUCUCAACCUUUAUGUCAGAUGUCUGUGACAACAGUCGAUCAGAGAAACUACGUUGGUGAACUAUAUUCAUUGGUGGGUUAUGCUGCUAAUCCCCCAAAAUAUGAUAUCCGAAGAUUGAGCGAAACUCAUUUCGUAGCUACCGUUUCAAUAAGUGGUGAAGAGCUAGGGACCGGAGAUGCAAGAAACACAAAACUUGCGAAAAAGGCGGCGGCCAAGGACGCUUUAGAAAACCACAAGGACUUGGUUCAAAAGUAUCAUGAUAUCAGACUGAAGAUUCCAAAGAAUGAAUCAAUUGGUUCCAAGCUUAACGAGCCUCAGGGAGAUAAACCACAUAAUAAUAGCUCCAAGAAAAGCCACGGUGUGGGUAAGAAAGAUGCCCAAGCUGCUAAAAUGAAGAGGGGAUUUAAUGAUCUUUUGAAGGAUAGUGGAGAUUGGGAUUCGAAGUCACAACAGAAGAAAUCAAAACACAAAUAA
This is a messenger RNA of Saccharomycopsis crataegensis, 1353 nucleotides long. Its product is annotated as ribonuclease III. Gene Ontology annotation, biological process: RNA processing. NCBI's taxonomy places the organism in Eukaryota, Fungi, Ascomycota, Saccharomycetes, Ascoideales, Saccharomycopsidaceae. Gene Ontology annotation, molecular function: ribonuclease III activity. The coding region runs from base 1 to 1353 and encodes 450 amino acids. The record is from RefSeq and is a predicted model, not a curated record. The transcript has a single exon.